This is a messenger RNA of Mytilus californianus (California mussel), 2466 nucleotides long. Its product is annotated as nucleolar RNA helicase 2-like. The coding region runs from base 78 to 2099 and encodes 673 amino acids. The record is from RefSeq and is a predicted model, not a curated record. Gene Ontology annotation, molecular function: ATP binding; RNA helicase activity; RNA binding. Lineage: Eukaryota; Metazoa; Mollusca; Bivalvia; Mytilida; Mytilidae. The transcript is spliced from 14 exons.
GGACAUGUUUUAUCCUCGGUCCUUUCCGGCGGAAGCACGUGUAGUAAAGUUGACAUCGUUUGCACUGACCGUCGAUUAUGAAAUUAACAGAAGAAGAAACUAACACAAUGAAAACAGAAACUUGUAAAAAGGAAAAGAAAAUCAAGGAAAAAACAAAAGUGAAAAAGGAAAAGAAAUCAAAGAAAAAAGACAAAGCAAUCAAUGGACUAGAGGAGUCUGCACUAUCCAAUGACUGCACAGAGGAUCAAGCAAAAGUUGAUGACAAAACAGCAGUGAAGGAAUUAACACCUGAGGAAAAAAAUGGUGCAUUCGACAAUUUUAACAUAUCUGAACAGUCCCUAAAGAAACUAAGUGAAAGAGGAGUAACCUACUUAUUUCCUAUACAAGCCAAGACAUAUAACAUUGUGUAUGAAGGAAAAAAUCUGAUUGCGCAAGCACGGACUGGAACAGGCAAAACUCUGUCAUUUGCUCUGCCAUUGGUGGAGAUCCUACAGAAAUGUGACAAAACAAAGAAAACAGCUAGGGCACCAAAGGUUUUGGUUAUGGCCCCUACUAGAGAGUUAGCUAAACAAGUCUGUGAAGAUUUUUCUUCUGUUAGUACAAAUCUAUCAGCAUUCUGUAUAUAUGGUGGUUCACCCUAUGCACCACAAGAAUAUGCACUGAGAUCUGGAAUUGAUAUUCUGGUUGGGACACCUGGUAGAAUAUAUGAUCAUAUAGAAAGAGGAAAUCUUGAUCUUACUAAAUUAAAGCAUGUAGUGUUAGAUGAAGUGGACCAGAUGUUAGAUAUGGGUUUUGCUGAUAUGGUAGACAAUAUAUUACAGCAUGCCUAUGGUGCAGAGCAAGAGAAGAAACCACAGACCCUUCUUUUUUCUGCUACCUUGCCUCCAUGGGUUCAACAAACUGGCAAGAAAUAUUUUGGAGAUAAUGUGGAAAAAGUUGCUCUUGUUGGCAGUCAGGAAAAUCGUACAAGUAAAAAUGUAGAGCAUUUAGCCAUUAAAUGUAGUUACUUUGAUAGAGCUUCAACUAUUGGGGAUGUUAUUAAAGUUUAUAGUGGUAACCAUGGGCGAACUAUGGUCUUCUGUCAGACAAAACGUGAUGCAGAUGAGUUAGCAGUUAGUCCAUCUAUCAAACAGGACUGUGAAGUAUUACAUGGAGAUAUUCCACAGAUGAAAAGAGAAAGAGUACUCAAGAGUUUCAGAGAAGGUAAAUGCAAAGUAUUGAUAUCUACUGAUGUAGCAGCAAGAGGGUUAGACAUCCCAGAAAUUGACCUAGUAAUACAAUGUAGUCCACCAAAAGAUGUAGACUCUUACAUUCACAGAUCAGGUAGAACUGGCCGAGCAGGGAGAUCAGGGAUUUGUCUGUGUUUCUAUAAACCUCAGGAGGAAUAUGAUAUACAGUUAGUAGAAAGGAGAGCUAAUAUAAAAUUUAAGAAGAUAGGAGGACCAACAACAGAAGACAUUAUAAAAGCCUCAGCAACUGAUGCAGCAAGGUCAUUAGAACUGGUUGAUGAUGAAACAUUACAGUACUUCAGGGAAUCAGCACAAGCCUUGGUGGAGGAGAGAGGAGCAGUAGAUGCUGUUGCUGCCGCUCUAGCUGUUAUAUCAGGAAGCACAAAAAUUGUACCAAGGUCAUUGUUAUCUUCCAAGGAGGGUUUCACAACAUAUAUAUUUACAACAAACAUGGAAAUGAGAACAAUGAGUUAUGUUUGGAGGGCACUAGAGAAACAGUUACCAGAGGAAAUCAAAGAAAAAGCAAUGAGAAUGAGAUUUUGUAAAGACAAAAUGUCGAGUGUGUUUGAUUUACCAUCAGAGUUUGAAAGCGAGGUAGCAACAAAAUGGACUGAUACAAAUUUUGACACUUUACAAAAAGCUACAGCACUACCAGAACUUUUAGAAUCAGAAUCUAGUAACAAAGGAGGUUAUGGUAAUGGAUGGGGCAGUGGUGGAAGAGGAAGAGGUAGAGGACAAAGAGGGGGUGGAGGUUUUAGCAGAGGUUCAAGAGGAGGUGGAAGAGGAAUGUCAAAUGGAUUCUCAGGACAGAAAAGGAAAUUUGACUCUUCAAAUGGAGAGCCUCAGAAUAAAAAAAUUAGAUUUGAUUGAUGAUAGCCAUUUUAGUAGAACAUGUAAUUGUUAAAUGAAUUAUCAGACAACAUAGAAUUAUUAUAAUUUUGAAAAGGAGGUCAAAAUGAAUAGUGUGAAAAUAUAUUGGAAACAAAUGUCUGGAAUUAGCAUAAAUAUUCUUCAAUUUUUGGUAAUUUUUUUUCAGAAUAAUAAAGAGAUUAAGAAGUUUUAUUCACACUUUUGAAUAAUGAAUAUUGGACUAAACAUAAAAUUUGUUUUUGAUAGAAAAGGUUUUAAAGUGCAAUUGUUUAUUUUGAAGUCAGAUAAUAGUUUGUUGUAACCUAAUUUUUAUCAAUUUGUUGAUAUUAUAUUUAUUUACAAUAUCUAAUAAACACAUUUCCAUUUA